Biomphalaria glabrata is the source of this 3362-nucleotide messenger RNA. RefSeq names its product toll-like receptor 4. The transcript has 2 exons. NCBI's taxonomy places the organism in Eukaryota, Metazoa, Mollusca, Gastropoda, Planorbidae. The coding region runs from base 25 to 2790 and encodes 921 amino acids. Gene Ontology annotation, molecular function: protein binding. Gene Ontology annotation, biological process: signal transduction. Gene Ontology annotation, cellular component: extracellular matrix. The record is from RefSeq and is a predicted model, not a curated record.
GUUAACCAUCGACUACAAUACAGUAUGUCUUCCUAUCUAUCAAUAGUGUUAACUUUAUAUCUUACAUUGGAUUACAAUUUGAGCCAGUCUCAAAGCAAGCGCUUCGUUGAUGCUACUUUACCUGUUAACCAAGACAAUGGAAAACGUUAUAACUCUUACAAUGACGCAACGAAUCGAGAACACCAGGACACAACACAGCCAUCGACUGGGAGUCACUUCAACGAACUUCUUCCAACGAGUUCUCCAGACGACAACCAUUUCCCAAUGAACAACCUAUCAUGCAGCUACAGUAACCACACAGUCCAUUGCUCUGGUCUUUCAAUUUACGACAUUCAGCCAUCUUGGUUUCCGAAUGUAACGGAAACAAUUUUCCUAAAUGAUAACUUGAUAACAACGUUACAAAAUUUUACAUUUUCCCAUGUUUAUAAUUUGACAUUUUUAGAUUUGUCAGAUAAUAAUAUUGAAGUGAUAGAGAUCCACGCUUUUGAAGGCUUGCACAGUCUUAAGACCUUAAACUUUUAUAAUAAUAAGCUCACCUUUGGUGAAUCUCAGGACUUUCAACAAAUUUUUCAACCUUUGACAAGUCUAGAAGAACUAAAUAUAAUUCAGGACUAUCAAUAUAAAGUAGGAAUGUAUUCGUUUCGAUUCUUAGAACAGUUGCCAACUCUUCAAAACUUAGCCCUGGGAUAUGAUUUGGAGACUUUGUAUUUUGGAGAAGAAUUUAGAAAAAUGUCAAAUUUAACAAUACUGAAAUUAUCUGGAAAUGUAAAAUUUAUAAUUGAUGCUUCGUUUGCAAAUGUUGCCGGAUUAAGGGAGCUUCAGCUGGAUACAAUGCCAUACUUAAGUAACAUAAGUCACAAUGCGUUUUCACACUUAACACAUUUAAAAGUAUUAAAAAUGAAUUGGUUGCAGUUCAGCUCGCAAUACGCCUGGUCUACGUUUGCCCCGCUGCAAGGCCGAAACAUGAGCGAGAUUAGUUUCAACACUGUCAGCUCCUUUCAUACCCGAUCUGAUCCUAGAAUCGAAGGGUACAUCACUCGUGAUGACACAAAAUAUCUUUUAAACAUCUGUUUGGAAACAUUGGAAUUGAUAAAUUGUCGAAUUUAUUACUUUACGCUCGAAGCUUUUCAGAAUAUUGAGACUUGGGACAAAUGUUUAAUGAAUUUGUGCAUGUCCUACAACUCCCUUCAAGGCAGCGACGCCGUGUUGUUUCGAAUAUUGAAACUGAAAAGUCUACAAACCCUCACAUUAGAAAACGUCUUACGGCCUUGUUUUCAAUUCACCAAUUUUCCACACAGUAUUUCGGGUCAGAAUAUACAACAAGAUUUGAGUCAUGAAUGUAUUUCUAAUAAGUUUAAUCAGAAAGUUCAACAUUAUGUGGGGGAAAACAGCGCAGUUGGCAUCACUCCUGCUUUUCAAGUUGUUAGAAACCAUUACAGAAGCUCGAGCUUAAUAAGCCGACAUGAAUAUAUCACAGUGUCUGACAGUAUAAAAUCUAUUAACAUAAUGCGUUUUUUUUAUUCUCAGUCUAUGAGAGACCAUUAUAUAUUUCAAGGUGCACAUAAUGUAGAAUAUCUUGAUAUCUCGGAUAGCGGGUUUGUAAACUUUACUGGCAGUUUAGAAGGACUUGUGUCGUUGAAAACAAUAAUACUAUCGGGUAAUACUAUAAAAGUCCUUAGCAAAUCUUAUCUGGACACACUUCCAGCUCUAGAAAACUUGGCUCUUGCUAAUUGUCAACUAGAUCGUGAGUUUAUGUCAAUUCACAGCGGGAGAUUGUUUCAAAAUCUGACACGCCUACAGCAGCUUGAUCUCUCUUCUAAUUUACUCAACUAUUUAUCUACAGACACGUUUAUGUACAACAAACACUUGAAGUGGUUGACUUUAGCACAAAAUCAGUUUCGGGAAAUUCCAUUUUCUUUGAAGUACACACCAGAACUUGAAGUCUUAGAUCUAAGUCAGAACUCCCUCAAUACGAUUGACAUGGCGAGCAUUCAUCAGCUUGAGAAUAUUGUGUCCGGAUCAGGUCAUCUCAAACUUUUGCUAAGUGGGAAUGAUUUAUCUUGUGAAUGUAACGAUCUCCAAUUUCUACAAUGGAUGAGAUCAACUGCAGUUACUUUUGACCAAGACGGGAAUUUUACUUGUACAAACAAAGACGGGAAAACGACUUAUACACUAGCAUAUAGCGACAUAGAAUCUCUCUGGCGAGAAUGCACAGGAUUCAUUUACUUUUACAUUGUUUUAAUAGUAUUCUGCCUUUACUUGAUAGGCUGUUCUAUAGUCUUCAUCAUGAUGAAAAAUAAACAUUUUAUAACUGUAUACAUAUUGAAGCGAAUUUUCGGCAUUGAGACGCACACAAGAAGAGAUUACCCUAUCGACGUAUACAUAGCUUACUCUGACACUGAUUAUCAGUUUCCCUGCAACGAAUUGCGUCAGUUUAUUGAGCAGUCAUUGGGUAUGACGACAUUUCUAAUCGACCGUGACCUUAAUGCUUCAUUCGACCUUGCCCUUGGAAUAGUGAAUGCUAUUAACAAGAGCUGGAGAGUACUUCUCGUCUGCUCUGAAAGUUUCCUGCGGGAAGGCGGUUGGUCAAUGUUUACUUUCAGCUCCGCCAUUUAUGCGCAAAGUCCGGCUAAUCCUGCACGCAUUGUUGCUUUAGUGCACAGAGAUUGUCUUCCCUUGCUUCCAAUGGAGCUCUUUGGUUGUAUUAACGAAGACAACAUUUUGUAUGUUUCAGAGUGGGCGAUGACCUACGAGAUGAACCAAAUGUUGACAACUCGCCUAAAUGGAUAAUUAAAAAACAAAGAUACCUGUGAUAUAGGAACUAAAUGGACGGAAUUUUGUUAUAAAUUCAAUGUGUCAAAUAUUUAUUUCUAUUUUAUAAUUCUUUUUGUAGACAAUGAUAUAAAUAAUUUUUGAUUGUAUAAUGAAUUGCAAAUGAUUAAACUAACAUAAGUUUAUCCUCGUCAUAAAACUCUAGUACAUUUAGGCUUUUGUAAGAAGCCAGAACUCUUGUACUUGAAUUAGCAAAUAAUAAUAAUUGUAGCUUUUAUACAGCGCUACUCUCAUGCCCAGAACGCUACGGUCCAAUCUCAUUUGUGGACUAGUUAGGCGCUCAGUAAACAACUCUGCUCGAGCCGGGAUUCGAACCUCGAGACCCCUUCAUAGUUAGCCAAGCCAGGCCAGGUUCAAGCGUACCUAGCCUCUCGACCACCACGCUUCCCACAAAACACUCCUAUCUUCCAGUGGCGUAGCUAGGGUGGGGGAGUGGGGAGGUCUAAAUGUAAUUUUGCUAUUCACGUGUAGUCAAAAAUACUAGACAGCUUUGAUCUAGAGGAUGUUAUAGAUGACCUUUACUGCACAGA